This is a messenger RNA of Paramisgurnus dabryanus, 606 nucleotides long. Lineage: Eukaryota; Metazoa; Chordata; Actinopteri; Cypriniformes; Cobitidae. The record is from RefSeq and is a predicted model, not a curated record.
AUGCUUAGCUAUACGCCACGGUUGACCCCUGAGGGCGAGUUCCUGCCAUUGGACAAUGAAGACAUAAAUGUCGGCUUUGACACUGGAACAGAUCGCAUCUUUUUGGUGUCGCCUGUGACCAUCGUGCAUGAGAUUAAUGAAGAGAGUCCAUUCUUCGAGAUGGACAGACGUACACUAGAGGGAGACAAAGAACUGGAAGUGGUGGUAAUUCUGGAGGGCAUGGUGGAGGCCACAGCCAUGACAACCCAAUGCCGAUCUUCAUAUCUGGCCUCUGAGAUCCUCUGGGGUCACCGUUUCGAGCCUGUGCUCUUUGAAAGGAAGAACUGCUAUCAGGUGGACUACUCCUACUUCAACAGGACAUACAAGGUUACGGACAUGCCCACCUGUAGUGCUAAAGAGUUAGCAGAGAGACGAUACAUCUUGGGAUCCCGUUCCUCUUUCUGCUAUGAGAACGAGGUGGCUCUGCAGCUCUCCUCCUCUGUCUCUCCCUGCCUUGAACAGUACUCUCCCUCCCCCUCGUCUGCACCCUCUCCGUCACCUUCUUGCGUACACCCCACACCUCCAUCCCGACAGGACUCCUGUAGUGAGCAUCCACAUAUACACUGA